AAGUAAUCUGAAUACUUAAUUAUUAAAUUUUACUUCAUAUUGAUCAUAAUGACAUGUUGAAUUUUUUGCUAGUUGACAAUCUAAUGGAUAUUAAAGUAUGGGGAAGGUUCAACACAGAUUCACAAAUGUCAGACAUGUGAGUAUGAAAAAAAGAUUUACUCAGGAGGCACACACAUUACUGAAGGUGGUUCUCUGAUGGUGUAUGCAGAAGAGGAUGAAUUUGUGUGUCCAAAUUGUGACCCAAGUGCUGUUGAUGGAAAUGACAGUGAUGCUGGUAAGAGCUAGAGUAAAUAUAGGCUAAAAAUAAUAUAUUUUAUUCCAUUGCACCAUUACUGGUACAUAGGAUAUAAUACAAUAUAACAGAUACAUACAAACAAUAAAACUAUAGCUAUUCCUUAAUUACAAACAGUACAGUCAGACAAAAUCUUAGUUAAAUGUUGUUCUUUAAGUUUUUAAUAAUCCUGUAGCUAGGCAAAGCCAUGAAUUCUAUAAUAAUAUUACUCAAUAUUUGAUAUUUCAUAUACAUUCAACAUUUAAUUGUAGAUGACAUAUGCCUGAAAUGGCUUAAUAUUUUAAACAUUUUCUGGUGGACCAUGCCAUGACCAUCUAUCUAGUCCUGGAAAAAAACCAUACAUUCUGCUCUGGCCCAACCGGCAAAAAGACUUUUAAAUAAAUGUGUACUGAUGUUGUGUUUUUGUGAAACAUUAAUGUACAUUACCGAGGCCGGUAGGGGGGAGAUGCCCAAGGCCUGGAAGUCGGGGGCAGCAGAAAAUCACCAGAGCGCAGCGCGCACAUGUGUGCUUGUGUGUGUGAUUGUGUAUGUGUGUGUGGAUGGGAGGCAAUGGUCACAAAUCUGCCCUGGGGCCCUAUGAUGGGUCUUGCUAGUCAUGCAUGUACACUAAAAAUUUUGACUAAAUAUCAUUAGGAGUACCUGAGGUAAAUGACCCAAAAUUAGAAAACAAAGAAGAGAAAGACAUGAUAAAAGAAAAAAGUACAACUGAUAAAAAGAUUGGGGCAAGGAAGAAGAGAAAGAGUACAGUUGAGAAAAGCAUGGAAGUCGCUUUUAACCAGUUCAAAGAAACUGCUAAAGAUGAUUUCGAAAGGUAGGUGAUUACACAUAAAAGGAUGGUUCUGAAACAGAUAUGGAAGGAGUAAAAUCAAACAGGAUGAAGGUUGUUUGACUCUAUAAACCUGUGUGUGCUGCAAGGUUUGCAGAGUGGACAUGGCUUAUUUGUGAUAUUCCAACAAAAUGUCGUUUAGGAAUUAUUUUAAACCUGCAUUAAUUUAGACAUACAUAGUUUAUUUCAAAUUUAAAAUUAGCAAACUGUUAUUUCAUUUUGAAGUUAAAUGUCAAUUUUUUAACUUUAUAUUUUUCAAUAAUUUUCAUAAAGUUGCGGUACCAUUGCAUGCCUUGUUUGUUUCUAAUUGCCUAUGCAAGUGUAUGGCCCUCUAAGUCUACUAUGAAUAAGUUCCAACUUUAAAAACAUGUGGUCCAUAAGCAGAUGACUCCAGAAUUAAUUGUGUUGGCCAAACAAUAUAUUGUGAACAUUUCUUAAACAAUAUUCUGUACAAUUUAACUAUGGCUUUUAAACAGACCAAUUGUAUUCCCCUAAUUAAUAUCUUCUAGAUAUAAGAAAUUUGAACAGGCAAGAUUAGAUAAAGAGCACCAAUUCUAUAUGGAACAAGCAAGACUGGAGAAUGAAAGAAGAAAGGAGGAAAGGGAACACGAGUUAAAGAUUUUUGGUAUGAUGAUUGGCAGCAUAAACCAGUCAGGUCAAAAUUUAAGCAGCCCGGCGUCCACUUUCUGUUCCCAACCAUUUGCCAAUGUUCAGAAACAAACCAAUAUAGGAAACAGCUACGGAUGUGAUGCUCAGGAUGUUACUCGCUACAACUUGGACGGAGACAAAACCUAUGUUGAUUUAUAGAUGUACAACAUUUAUACAGUAUUAAAAUUAAGGACUAAGUAACGUAUUCAUAUUUGCUAUUCUUUACCCAUUCUGGGUUACGUAAUUUUAGUGCGUUGUGUUAUACUGUGCUAUGCAACUGUCGGAAUAAAGAUGCACACGGACGAACGUUGCAUGUACAACACCUUGUUUUGGAUUACAUUUUGGAGACAGUUAGCAAUAAAUACUGUGUGCUAUAGGUUAACAAAUUAUAAUUUGUUCUUUAAAGGAUUUUUCCUUGUAAAAAGUUUAUUUUGCGAACAUUUUAAAGUUUAUUUUGCGAACAUUUUAUAUUUAAAGUGUUAAUGUCAACCGAUGUAUAUUAAUAUAUUUAUAUCAAUUACCAUUGUAUGGAUUAUUGUUCUCAGCCGGACGUCAGUUCUUCCUAGCUAAAGUAAUCUGCUAAUGCUUCACGAAUGUCGUGUGCAUCAGCUUCUACAAUGUCAACGUUAUCAAUCCCCACAACUGCCUCUUCGGCUCUUUCUGGUCCUUCCCACUGCGGCAAAAAAUCGUUGUUUUGAAUUUCGCAAAUGUUAUGCAGAAUACAAGAGGCUAAAACAACAUUGACCAGGGCAGGUACCUCCAUAUCAACACAUUUUCUAAAUCUAAUAAAACGUCCUUUCCACCUGCCGAAGGUGUUUUCUACAGUCAUUCUGGCUCUACUAAGGCGAUAGUUAAACACUCGUUCUCUUCUCGGCUGGUUAUCGUUUCUCUGAAAACCUUUCAAAACCCAUGGCAAGAGGGGAUAAGCAGGAUCUGCUACUAUAAAUGGUGACAUUUCUACUCCUUGUAAUUCCACAGUGAGAUCAUCUGGAAAUAGCUUGCCUUCAUUCCCUUUCUUGAAAAUAGAUGAAUUUGAAAAUACCCGUGCGUCGUGAACGCUUCCAGGCCAACCGAUGACCACAUCUCUAUACAGGUAUUUGCAAUCCACUACAGCUUGCAUGAUUAUGCUGUGACAGCCUUUCCGGUUUACGUAUUCUGCGUGACAUUCGGACGGUGCAACAAUAGGAAUGUGUGUCCCGUCAAUCGCUCCAGCACACAUUGGAAAACCCCAUCGUUGUUCAUAAUCAUUGAUAAUUUGCACCAAUUCGUCUCCAUGCGGAAAACUCACAACAUACGACAACUUGCUCGUUAUUGCUUUGCAGACAUCUCUAACGCAUAAACACACGAACGAUCUUGAAACACCAAAUAAAUUGGCUAUAGUCCUAUAUUCAGCAGUGGAUGCCAAGAAGUAUAAUGUAAUGGCCAGCCGUCGCUUCGCCGAAAUUGCAGAACGCAUGACUGUAUCUUUGCAGCGUAUAUAUUCCAUGACUUUAUUUAAAAGAAAUUCGAAUGUCCCCCUUGUAACUCGAAAGUUUGAAUACCAAAGUUCGUCAUUAUACUCUCGAUCUACCAUCUCGAACCAAGUAAGUGAUCGUGGAUGCAUCCACAGUGCUCUAUAACGUGGACGGUUAACACAAACUAAUAUUGCUUUCAAAAAUGUAAUUCGCAGUUUAUUCGUUGAAUAAGCAUCUGAUCUCAGCAGGGGUUUUUUCUCUAAUAUUUUAUUAGCUCUUUUUUCUCUCCUACGAAGGAACCAAAGUAGCAGUAAUUUGAGUUUGUGUGCUUGGUUGAAAGCCGCCAUAUUUAAAUUUUCCCGCGGAAAUAUUAACCGCUGAAAAUGUACUUUGGGCUCUAUUUUUACGAGUGCCGUGCCAAAUUAUUGGAGUGCCCGUCGAAUUUUUUUUGGUCCGGCAAUUUGGCAAACUUUUGUCGUGUAAACGUGUGAGUGCCGUGCUAUGAAUAAAUGGUACGGUACCAAAAUUAAGCGUGCCGUGCCAUAAACGUUUGUCGUGUAAACGGGGC
Messenger RNA from Paramuricea clavata, 3788 nucleotides. NCBI's taxonomy places the organism in Eukaryota, Metazoa, Cnidaria, Anthozoa, Malacalcyonacea, Plexauridae. The record is from the annotation of a GenBank genome assembly.